AGCAGCCUUUGCAGACCCGGACUCCAGCACCAUGAACGUGUCCUUCGACCAUCUCCACUUUGCCGGAGGGUACCUGCCCUCGGACUCCCAGGACUGGAGAGCUGUGAUCCCGGCUCUCUUAGUGGCUGUCUGCCUGGUGGGCUUUGUGGGAAACCUGUGUGUGAGUGGCAUCCUCCUUCACAGUGCGUGCAGAGGAAAGCCAUCCAUGAUCCAUUCUCUGAUCCUGAACCUCAGUUUGGCUGACCUCUCCCUCCUGUUGUAUUCUGCACCCGUCCGAGCUGCAGCGUACUCCAGAGGCGUCUGGGAUCUCGGCUGGUUUGUCUGCAAGUCCUCCGACUGGUUCACCCACACGUGCAUGGCAGCCAAGAGCCUGACGAUCGUUGCGAUGGCCAAAGUGUGCUUCAUGUAUGCGAGUGAGCCCACCACGCAGGCGAAUGUCCACAGCUGCACCAUCGGGUCGGUGCUGGUAGCCAUCUGGGCUGUGGCCAGCCUGCUGCCCCUGCCCGAAUGGUUUUUUAGCACCACCAGGCACCACGCAGGUGGAGAAAUGUGCCUUCUGGAUGUACCAGCUGUGGCCAAAGAGUUCAUGUCUUUGUUUGGUAAGCUAUUCCCUCUCCUGGUGUUCUGCCUUCCAUUGUUCCUGGCUGGCUUUUAUUUCUGGAAGGCUUAUGGUCAAUGCAGAAAAAGAGGAACCAAGACUCAAAACCUGAGGAACCAGAUCCGUUCCAAGCGUCUCACAGUGAUGUCACUGAGCAUCACAGUGACCUCCGCUGUUCUGUGGCUACCCGAGUGGGCAGCCUGGCUGUGGGCAUGGCACCUGCAGGCUGGAGACCCAGCCCCACCACAAGGCUUCAGAGCCCUGUCUCAAGUCCUCAUGUUUUCCGUCUCUGCAGCAAACCCUCUCAUUUUUCUUGUGAUGUCAGAGGAGUUCAAGGAGGGCUUGAAAGGCUUGUGGAAAUGGAUGAUAACCAAAACACCCCCAGCAGUCUCAGAGCCUCAAGAAACACCAGCUGGUAACUCAGAGUUCCUUCCUGCCAAGGCUCCAUCUCCAGAGCCCCCAACAUCAACACCAGAGAGGGAGAAAUCCAGCUCUCCCUCCUCCAGCAAGGGGAAGAUGGAGAAGGCAGAGAUUCCCAUCCUUCCUGAUGUAGAGCAGUUUUGGCAUGAGAGGGACGUGGUCCAUUCCAUACAAGACAACGACCCUAUCCCCUGGGAACAUGAAGAUCAAGAGACAGGGGGUUGUGAUACACAGAUUUAA
Molecule: messenger RNA, 1258 nt
Organism: Carlito syrichta (Philippine tarsier)
Lineage: Eukaryota; Metazoa; Chordata; Mammalia; Primates; Tarsiidae
Gene: GPR151
Product: G protein-coupled receptor 151
Exons: 1
Coding region: 32-1258 (408 amino acids)
Biological process (GO): G protein-coupled receptor signaling pathway
Cellular component (GO): membrane
Molecular function (GO): G protein-coupled receptor activity
Source: RefSeq, a predicted model, not a curated record